AUGUCUUUAGAAGCUAAACCAUAUUACAAGCAUUUCCCCAAAAAGCAUAAUGAUAAGAGAUCAGCUGGUAUCAUCACGGCUCCAUUCAGUGGCGGCCAAGCUAAAUCAGGUGUUGAAAACGGUCCAAAAUAUUUACUAAAGCACGGUCUACAACAGCAGUUGGACGAUUUGGGUUGGGAAACAUCGAUUGAAGAACCAUUGAAAAACACAGAUUUUGAAGAAAGAAAACUCGCCUCUACCAAGGCUUCAAGUAAUGGUAAAGUUAAAAGAGCUGAUUUAGUUGGUGAAGCUACCAAAUUGGUUUAUGAAUCGUGUAAAAAAGUAUCCAACGAUGAAAACAAGUUCCAAAUCACAUUGGGAGGUGAUCAUUCUAUUGCUAUUGGUUCUAUUCAUGCUGUUUUAGAAAAAUAUCCUGAUGCUGGUAUAUUGUGGAUUGAUGCCCAUGCUGACAUAAACACUCCAUCAACCACCGACUCUGGUAACCUGCAUGGUUGUCCAGUCUCGUUUUUAUUGGGUUUGGAUCGUGAAAAUUGUCCUGAAGAACUAAAAUGGGUUAAACCAGGCAUUUUGAAGCCAAACAAAAUUGCUUAUAUAGGUUUAAGAGAUGUCGAUGAUGGUGAGCGUAAAAUAUUGCGUGAUUUAAACAUUUCCUGUUUCAGUAUGCACCACGUAGAUAGAUUUGGUAUCAAUAAGGUUGUCGAGAUGGCUCUUGAUAAGGUCACAGGUGGCGAAAAAGAUUGCCCUGUCAUGGUUAGUUAUGACGUUGAUGGUAUUGAUCCAUUAUUUGUUCCAGCUACUGGCACACCAGUAAGAGGCGGAUUAACUUUAAGAGAGGGACUGUUUAUUUGUGAAAGAGUUGCUGAAAGCGGUAACCUAGUUGCCUUGGACGUUGUUGAAUGUAACCCAGAACUAGCUAGUCAUGAUUUGCAUGUAGUUGAUACCAUUAGCGCAGGUUGCGCCAUAGUCAGAUGUACACUUGGUGAGACUUUGUUAUGA
Molecule: messenger RNA, 996 nt
Organism: Saccharomycodes ludwigii
Lineage: Eukaryota; Fungi; Ascomycota; Saccharomycetes; Saccharomycodales; Saccharomycodaceae
Gene: CAR1
Product: arginase
Exons: 1
Coding region: 1-996 (331 amino acids)
Cellular component (GO): nucleus; cytoplasm; cytosol
Molecular function (GO): manganese ion binding; arginase activity
Source: RefSeq, a predicted model, not a curated record